Molecule: messenger RNA, 804 nt
Organism: Adineta steineri
Lineage: Eukaryota; Metazoa; Rotifera; Eurotatoria; Adinetida; Adinetidae
Source: the annotation of a GenBank genome assembly
AUGGCAAAAGGUAUCCGAGCUUUAUUGGAUACUGUUAUUCAAGCUCUUCCACAAGUAGGAAAUUUGGGCCUAUUAUUCUUUCUUCUUUUCUUCAUAUUUGCUGCACUUGGUGUUGAAUUAUUUGGAAAAUUAGAAUGUAGUGAGGAACGUCCAUGUAUGGGUCUUGAUAAACAUGCACAUUUUAAAGAUUUUGGUAUGGCAUUUUUAACAUUAUUUCGAAUUGCAACAGGUGAUAAUUGGAAUGGAAUUAUGAAAGAUGCUUUACGUCAAGAUGAUUCACCCAGUGGUGUUAAAAAUCAAUUUGUAACAGCCAUAGCUCCAGUUUAUUUUGUUAUUUUUGUUCUCAUGGCUCAAUUUGUUCUUGUCAAUGUAGUUGUUGCUGUAUUAAUGAAAAAACUUGAUGAAUCAAAUCGUAUGAUGGCUGAUGAUCAAGAAAUUGAUGAAGAAAUUGAAAGACAAUUAGAAGCUGAUGCACAUGAUAGAAAUUAUUUUGAACAACCAUUAAUUGAUGAUAAAGAUCUAGAUUUUCUAAGUGACAGUACAACUCAAUAUUUUCCAUUGACAAAACAAUUAUCUUUACCACCGAAUUUUACAUUUCAUUCAACGAAUUCUCAUACACUACGUCGACAAAAGAAGCUUAAACCAAUCGAAGUAGUUAAAGGUUCAUCAUUAUCAUCAGUUGUUGGUUCAACAUCACGUUUCUUAUUAUUACAAAUGGAAAAACCAUUAUUAACUAAUCAUGAUGAAGGCAAUCUUCCAUCCGAUAUUCGUACAAGUACAGAUGUUUUAUAUCGACCAAGUCCA